AGCUUUGGAAGCUGAACAGGACCUGGGUGUUCCAGGGAGAUGGAGCGUCUCUUCAGCCCCAGACUAUGCUUCUGGAUGAGGGCCACGAGAGGCUUUAUGUUGGGGCCAAGAAUACUCUGUUCUCCCUUAGCUUGGACCGGGUUAACACACACCAGAGAGAGAUACCGUGGGCCAGUACAGAAUCUCAGAUAGAGGAGUGUUUGAUGAAGGGGAGGGAAAAGCCGGAGUGUGCAAACUACAUCAAAGUCUUGCAACAGUACAACCAGACCCAUCUGCUGGUCUGUGGAACUGGAGCCUUCAACCCUAUCUGUGCCCUGGUCAGAGUGGGACACACAGGGCAGGACAAGCAGUUUGCUCUUGAAGGAGACAGCAUAAUGAGUGGCAGAGGACGCUGUCCAUAUGACCCCAACAGUCCCUGCACAUCAACGCUCUCCAGAGGAGAGCUGUAUAUUGGCCUGUACACCGACUACUGGGAGAAUGACGGUGCUUUGUGUCGACUUAACAACCAGACCUACACACGCACUGAAAGAGACGACCGGCAGCAACUGAAUGAACCUAAAUUUGUGGGGUCAGCAGUUAUUCCUGACAACGAUGACAAGGAUGAUGAUAAGGUUUACUUCUUCUUCACUGAGAGGGAGAUGGAUGCUGAGGGAGGGAACAAGGCAGUAUAUACUCGCGUUGGGCGAGUCUGUGCGAAUGACCAAGGAGGACAGAGAAUGCUGGUGAAUAGAUGGAGCUCUUUCCUGAAAACUCGUCUUAUCUGCUCUGUGGCUGGACCAAAUGGCAUUGAUACACAUUUCGAUGAACUCGAGGAUGUGUUUGUGCUCAAGAAUAAGGAUGGGAAAAAUCCAGAAAUCUUUGGCCUCUUUAGCACAACAAGCACGGUUUUUAAAGGCUAUGCAGUGUGUGUCUAUCACAUGGAUGAUAUCAGAGCAGCCUUUAAUGGUCCCUUUGCCUACCGAGAGAGACCUGAGCAUCAUUGGACACCUUAUGAGGACAGAAUCCCCUACCCUCGACCUGGAUCUUGUGCCAGUAAAGUGAACGGAGGUGGCUUCUCCAGCUCUAAGGAGUUUCCGGAUGAGGUUUUGCGGUUUGUGCGUUCUCAUCCUGUGAUGUAUCGCCCAGUACUUCCCCAGCACCGUAGACCCAUCCUGCUGCAGACUGAGCCAGGCAGGAGAAAGCUGACCCAGAUCGCUGUGGACAGAGUCCAAGCACAGGAUGGACACUACCAUGUUCUCUACAUUGGCACUGAUGAUUCUGUGGUAUUGAAAGUCAUCACCAUCUACAACAAAGACACAGACACUAUGGAGGAGGUGCUGCUGGAAGAGCUGCAAGUAUUCAAGGUGCCAGCACCAAUAAGAGAGAUCAUAAUAUCACCUAAAAGGCAACAGCUAUAUGUGGGGUCAGAAGUGGGUGUGGCCCAGGUCAGACUACAUCAGUGUGACCUCUAUGGGUCAGAAUGUGCUGAUUGUUGUUUGGCCAGAGACCCUUACUGUGCCUGGGAUGGUCUCACCUGCUCCAGAUUUUACCCUGCUGGAAUCUAUACCAAGAGCAGACGAUUCAGGCGGCAGGAUGUUCGCCAUGGCAACGCCGUCCAGCUGUGCAAUGGGCUGCAAAUUGAUGAUGAACAAUGGCACAAAGCUGAGGAGAGGCUGGUGUAUGGAGUGGAGAGCAACAGCACUUUACUUGAGUGUGUCCCUCGAUCGCUUCAAGCAAAGGUCCUCUGGUUCUUGCAGAAAGGAGUAGUGAAACACGAGGUUCGAGGUGAUGAGCGGGUUAUCCUGACCUCCCAUGGGCUGCUGUUUUUACGAGUGAGGAGUUCUGACGCUGGUGUGUAUGUGUGCCAGACUGUGGAACAUGGAUACGUGCACACAUUAUCGCGUACCUCUCUACACGUGCUAAGAGGGGAGAGGGUAGAGUCAGCGAUCCACAGGGCUAAUGAUAGGGAGGGAGAAAAAGCUGCAGCUUCUUGCCACUCCUCCAUAGGGCUCCAACCGGGCCCCAGCAUCAGCCCGAGGGCUCUGGUGCCAUCCUUAGUCCCAGGCCCCAACUCCAGGCUGUGGUACAAGGAGUUUCUCCAGCUGAUUGGCUACGGGGAUGCCCAGAGAGUAGAAGAGUACUGUGAGAGAGUGUGGUGCUCAGAUAAAAAACGAAAAAAGACAAGAAGGAAGUAUGUUCCUCCGGGUGGCGAGAAGAGAGGGAAAGGGAGAACAGAGGAGAACUCCCACCGAGCGCCCAGGCACACCUUGGACACCUGAGGAGAACAGAGACUGACUGUACAUGCACACACCCAUACACACACACACACACACACACACAUACAGUCUAAAGGUCAGACUCACUCAGUGUUUGCACCAUGUAAAAGGUUUUCACUUUGCUUUCAACAAGAGCAGUAACUGAAAAACAACAGUAGCAGGUUGCUUAGCUUUUGUAGCUACAUUUAUCACUCAGUGGCUUGACUGUGAUGUUUCCAAUUAUUUUAAAAAGCAAUUUCUUUCCUUUUUGUGUGGUGUAAACUGAUUAUCCAGUGCAGACCUUGGAUAAAUACUAUGAAUGUCAGUGUCAGCACAGAGCAGAGGCCCGGGGAGGAGAUGGAUGACUGAUUAAGCGACAUUGCCUCUGAUCUGAAGAGACAGAAUAUAAUAUAUCAGCUCCUGUGGACUGACCUAGCCCAACCCAGCUGUCAAUCCACACAGAGACUGUUAUAUGAGUCCUCUGCUCCACCUUUCAUUCAAUGGCUUAAUAUGAAAACCUCUUACUGUAUCUACUAUGAGAGAACAACUAUGUUAAAAGUAAUGGCCUUCUAAUCUUUUUUGGUACUAUAGUAACUUAUUUUCUUGGUCUCUACUUUGAGUUCUGUAGUUGUUUAGAUGUCGUAAACUGGAAAAUAUAGCGUGUUGUUUUUGUACAGUGAAAAAUGCUUGGAGCUUUACAAUACUGCUAAUUUGAAUAUAAUGUGGUCAUCGCUGUGGUGUGUUUGGUUACAAUGGCCACAAUGCAUACGGUAAGAUGUUGCAAUGCCACUAUUUAUGGAUAUUUGAGGCAUGUUUUAAUUAUAACUAUGCUCUCAAUGGAAGAAAUUAAGCAAAUGUAAAAACUGUUACAAUAGAUUAAAAGUGGUAUAAUCAUUAUUAUAAUUAUAAUUAUUGUUAUUAUUAUUAAGUUCCUACCUACACAUCUACUUGUGAUCAAAUGUAUCAACAGUAUUGUGUGUAUUGUAUAUUUUAUUUAUCUAAAAAAAUUCUGGGUGGUCUUUGCGUGCACAUCUGGUAACUGUAUUCAAAAAGUCAGUCCUUGCUCUUUCCCUUUCUCUCCCUCCAUUACUUGCUCUCCCUUUUUGACCCCCCCUCCCCCGCCCCUUUUGUUUAUCUGUAAUGAUGUUGCAGAUGGGAUUCAUAAUUACCACCACAAACAGAAAUGUAGUACACCACAAUUUGCUCAGAAGAAAAAAAAGACAAAUAAAUGUUAGGGUGUCCAUCCAAGCGUGUCAACAAAACUGAUGAGUCAGCUUCAUGAAUAUUCAGUUAAUUCUGAGAUGACAGAAACAUCAAACAAUCUGAUUUUACAAUGAAAUGCAUUGUAGUGGUUGUGUUAAAAAUAGAGUUUGGAGGAUCUCUCAUUUUUCAAUGUCGUGCAUUUAUGUCAAGUGUUCUCACUUUAUAGUUUUGACCUUGUUGUCUUUACUGUAUUCAUAAUGUGGUAGAAAAUCACUUGGUCUCUUUAUAUCGUCACUCAUCAUUCUCCUUGAAUAUUCUUAAACUAAGAUAAAAAAAUACUGUGUGUGCUUAUACCCCCUUAUAAAUACCAGCCAUUAAAAAAAGAUGGACCUUCCUUCCCUGGUGUCACCUCUGUGGUUUAGCCAUCAAUAAUGACAAAGUAUACUCAG
Messenger RNA from Morone saxatilis (striped sea-bass), 3886 nucleotides. It is a transcript of the gene sema3e, whose product is annotated as sema domain, immunoglobulin domain (Ig), short basic domain, secreted, (semaphorin) 3E. Gene Ontology annotation, molecular function: chemorepellent activity; semaphorin receptor binding. NCBI's taxonomy places the organism in Eukaryota, Metazoa, Chordata, Actinopteri, Moronidae. The record is from RefSeq and is a predicted model, not a curated record. Gene Ontology annotation, biological process: semaphorin-plexin signaling pathway; negative chemotaxis; negative regulation of axon extension involved in axon guidance.